Messenger RNA from Penicillium longicatenatum, 1929 nucleotides. RefSeq names its product S53 family peptidase. The transcript is spliced from 5 exons. Gene Ontology annotation, molecular function: tripeptidyl-peptidase activity; serine-type endopeptidase activity. The record is from RefSeq and is a predicted model, not a curated record. Bases 1 to 1929 code for a protein of 642 amino acids. Gene Ontology annotation, biological process: proteolysis. Lineage: Eukaryota; Fungi; Ascomycota; Eurotiomycetes; Eurotiales; Aspergillaceae.
AUGAAGCCAUCCAUUUUGCUCCUGGGAGCCGCUGCAGUCGGUGCCCUGGCUCUUCCAGCACCUUAUGGUCAUGCUGUGCAUGAGCGACGGGACUUCCUCCCGACUUCCUGGACCGAGGAGAAACGCCUGGAUGCGUCGACCUUGCUUCCUGUCCGAGUUGGGUUGACCCAGUCGAACUUGGCCUAUGGGCAUGAACUUCUCAUGGAGAUGUCGAACCCAUCCUCGAGUCGCUAUGGAAAGCAUAUGUCGGAAUCCGAGGUGCAUGAAUUGUUUGCGCCGAGUGACGAGAGCGUAGAUACUGUGCGCUCAUGGCUGGAAUCGUUCGGCAUUUCCAAGGACCGGAUCUCACAAUCUGUCAAUAAGCAAUGGAUUCAGUUUGAUGCUGGUGCCGAUGAACUGGAAAAGCUGCUACACACCGAAUACUAUAUCUACUCUCAUGCUGACACGGGUCGGUCGCACGUGGCUUGUCGCGAAUAUCAUGUUCCGCACUCGGUGCGUGAUCAUAUCGACUACAUCACUCCUGGUAUCACCCUGCGCGAGGUGGCAAGUGUUCGACAAACCAGUAAUAAGAUUCAAAAGCGUUCGAACGGUCGGCUGCCAAUUCUGGAGCCUAUUCUCAUGCCCAUUGAAGAGAUCCUGAAGAAUGUUUUGCAGGUUUGUGAUACUGCUGUCACGCCCCAAUGUGUCAAGGAAAUGUACAACAUCACUUCCGGAACAACAGCUACAAAAGGGAACGAGUUAGGUAUCUUUGAGGGCGUUGGUGAUGUCUACGCUCAGGAGGAUCUGAACCUGUUCUUCAGCACUCUGGCCAGUGAUAUCCCAAGUGGAACACACCCAAUUUUGAAAGCAAUUGAUGGAGCCAAGGCACCAACCACAUUGCUCAAUGCAGGCGCUGAAUCCGACCUUGACUUUCAAAUUUCUUACCCACUUAUCUGGCCCCAGAACUCCAUUCUCUUCCAAUCAGACGACAUGGUCUAUGAAAGCAAUUAUACAUUCAGUGGCUUCCUCAACACCUUCCUGGAUGCUAUCGAUGGCUCAUACUGUGAUGAAAUCUCCCCAUUGGAUCCCCCUUACCCCGAUCCUCAAGAUGGCGGGUACAAAGGAUCUCUGCAAUGCGGCGUCUACGACCCACCGAAUGUACUCUCAAUCUCAUAUGGGAUGGCGGAAGCCGACCUGCCCAUCUCGUAUCAACAGCGUCAGUGUAAUGAAAUCAUGAAGCUCGGCAUGCGAGGUGUCUCCGUAAUUGUUGCAUCAGGUGACUCGGGAGUAGCAGGACGCAACGGGGAUCCUACGGCAAGCAACUGCUUAGGUGAAACAGGCAAAGUUUUCGCUCCCGAUUUUCCAGCCACUUGUCCCUAUAUGACCGCAGUUGGAGCGACCUACCUUCCCCCCGGUGCGAAGAUUCAGGACCACGGAGAGGUUGCAGUCACUCGCUUCCCAUCCGGUGGUGGCUUCAGUAACAUUUACGAGCGACCUAGCUGGCAGUCUCAGGCUGUGACGGACUAUUUCUCCAAGGCCAAACCAGAAUACCCAUACUAUGAAAGCGUCAACAACAAGAGCUUCGGUGCAAAUGGCGGUAUCUAUAACCGGAUUGGCCGUGGAUACCCUGAUGUCUCCGCCGUGGGCGAUAAUGUUGUCAUUUACAACAAAGGUCUGCCUACCUCGAUUGGUGGCACAUCUGCUUCCGCUCCCGUAUUUGCCUCGAUUCUUACUCGAAUCAAUGAGGAGAGAUUGGCCGCUGGAAAGUCCACUGUCGGAUUCGUGAACCCUACUCUCUAUGCCAAUCCAGAUGCCUUUUUCGAUGUCACCACGGGCAAUAACUCUGGCUGUGGUACUGCUGGCUUCUAUGCCGCCGAGGGCUGGGACCCCGUAACGGGACUUGGCUCUCCUAACUACCCGGCGCUGUUGAAGGUAUUUAUGAAUCAGUGA